This is a messenger RNA of Lagopus leucura (white-tailed ptarmigan), 2259 nucleotides long. It is a transcript of the gene SLITRK3, whose product is annotated as SLIT and NTRK like family member 3. Gene Ontology annotation, molecular function: protein binding. The annotation marks the transcript as partial. Gene Ontology annotation, cellular component: postsynaptic density membrane; GABA-ergic synapse. NCBI's taxonomy places the organism in Eukaryota, Metazoa, Chordata, Aves, Galliformes, Phasianidae. The transcript has 2 exons. The record is from RefSeq and is a predicted model, not a curated record. Gene Ontology annotation, biological process: axonogenesis; regulation of presynapse assembly; positive regulation of synapse assembly.
CAGAGCCACAUCCAGCUUGGCUUUGAAUGCCUCUAAGGGAUGGGGCAUCCACAGCCUCCUCGGGCAAUCUGAGAGCUGUAGUGAGACAGCAGAGAGUCCCACUGGGGAGAUAUCCCUGUAUCCAUGCGGGCGAUGAUGGCUAUAAGCCUUGCAAACAAGUAGCAACGACGUGUGGUUGUGAACGAUGGUGCUGUGGUGGAACACAGGCAGAGAGGCAACACGUCCUGCUGUGUGCUCGUGUUGCUGUAGGGUCUGCAUGUGCUCUCCUGGUUAUAUAGGUGGCACCUCCUGGGGGGCGGAGGGAGGCUGAUAUCGCGUGAUUAAACCUUCAACAUCUCUUAGGUAUAAAUCAGGGCAAGGCUCGCGCAUCUGACACCCUCAGAGCGUGUUGUGAACAUCCAGCCAAGCACUGCUGAACUUUGCAGGAGUCUGACACAAGUCUGGCAGAGACGCUUCACAAAGGAAGGAUGUGGUGGAUAAUUCUUCUAAGCACAAUUGCUCUAGCAUGGACUACACCCAUCCCCUUAAUAGAGGACUCGGAGGAACUGGAUGAGCCUUGCUUCGAUCCAUGCUACUGUGAAGUGAAGGAGAGCCUUUUCCAUAUACAUUGUGACAACAAGGGAUUUAUAAAUAUUAGUCAGAUAACAGAGUCGUGGUCGAGACCUUUUAAACUUUAUCUGCAGAGGAAUUCCAUGAGGAAAUUGUACACCAACAGUUUUCUUCACUUAAACAACGCUGUGUCCAUUAACCUCGGGAACAAUGCACUGCAGGACAUUCAGACGGGGGCUUUUAAUGGGCUCCGAGUCCUGAAGAGGUUGUAUUUGCACGAGAACAAAUUGGACAUUUUCAGAAACGACACUUUCCUGGGUUUGGAAAGUCUGGAAUAUCUGCAGGCAGAUUACAAUGUCAUUAAGCGGAUUGAAAGCGGGGCGUUUCGAAACCUAAGUAAAUUGAGGGUCCUUAUCCUAAAUGACAAUCUCAUCCCCAUGCUUCCCACCAACCUAUUUAAGUCCGUGUCCUUAACCCACUUGGACUUGCGCGGGAACAGGUUGAAAGUGCUCUCGUACCGCGGGAUGUUGGACCACAUUGGCAGGAGCCUGAUGGAGAUUCAGCUGGAGGAGAACCCGUGGAACUGCACGUGUGAGAUCGUGCAGCUGAAGAGCUGGCUGGAGCGCAUCCCCUACACCGCCUUGGUAGGGGACAUCACCUGCGAGACCCCCUUCCACUUCCACGGCAAGGACCUGCGGGAAAUCAAGCGGAGCAAGCUGUGCCCCAUGCUGUCCGACUCCGAGGUGGAAGCCAGCCUGGGCAUCCCCCAGCUGUCCUCCAGCAAGGAGAACGCAUGGCCUACCAAGCCCUCCUCCAUGCUGUCCUCCUUCCAUUUCACCGCUUCCUCGGUUGAGUACAAAACCUCCAACAAGCAGCCCAAGCCCACCAAGCAGCCCCGGGUGCCCCGGCCUCCUCCAACGCCCCGUGGGCUGUACCCUGGGCCCAACCAGCCGCCCGUGGCCGCCUACCAGACCCGGCCCCCCAUCCCCAUCAUCUGCCCCACGGGCUGCUCCUGCAGCUUGCACAUCAACGACCUGGGCCUGACAGUCAACUGCAAGGAGAGAGGCUUCCACAACAUCUCUGAGCUCCUGCCCAGGCCCCUGAAUGCCAAGAAGCUGUACCUGAGUGGGAAUUUGAUACAGAAAAUCUACCGCUCCGAUUUCUGGAAUUUUUCCUCUUUGGAUCUCUUACACCUGGGGAACAACCGCAUUUCCUAUGUGCAGGACGGGGCUUUUAUCAACCUGCCCAAUCUCAAGAGCCUCUACCUGAACGGCAACGACAUCGAGCGGCUCACCCCGGGCAUGUUCCGGGGCCUGCAGAGCUUGCAUUACCUGUACUUCGAGUACAACCUGAUCAGGGAAAUCCAGCCGGCGGCCUUCAGCCUCAUGCCCAACCUGAAGCUGCUCUUCCUCAACGACAACCUGCUGCGCACUCUGCCCACCGACGCCUUUGCCGGCACCUCGCUGGCCCGGCUCAACCUCCGCAACAACCACUUCUUGGCGCUGCCGGUGGCCGGGGUGCUGGAGCACCUGCAUGCCAUCGUGCAGAUCGACCUGAAGCUCAACCCCUGGGACUGCACCUGCGAGCUGGUGCCUCUCAAGCAGUGGCUGGAGGCCCUCAGCUCAGUCAGCGUGGUGGGCGAGGUGCUGUGCGCCAGCCCCGAGCGCUUGGCCCGACGCGACCUCCGCGCCCUGGAGCUGGCCGCGCUCU